Molecule: messenger RNA, 649 nt
Organism: Gadus morhua (Atlantic cod)
Lineage: Eukaryota; Metazoa; Chordata; Actinopteri; Gadiformes; Gadidae
Product: synaptobrevin
Exons: 3
Coding region: 188-532 (114 amino acids)
Biological process (GO): vesicle-mediated transport
Cellular component (GO): membrane
Source: RefSeq, a predicted model, not a curated record
CCGGUCGGUUAAGGCCUGGGACGGUGAAUCCCAGGACACACACACGAGCCUUCUGCUGAGGAGGAACGAACUGAGGUUUCAGUUUGAGGAAGAGAAUAUUUACCAGGAAGUCACCGAAGAGAGGACACGCAAUCCGUUUCAAACCGGGAUCACCAAUCGAUUGGUGCAGGACUCCAGUGUGUGAAUAAUGGAUCCUGAUCCGGCCAACAGGGUGCAGGCCUUGACGGUGCGAAUGGAAGAGGUUGCUCUGAUCGUGAGGAAGAAUGUGGAAACGGUCCAAGAGAGAGCUGGAAAACUGGCCGACGUCGACGAGAGGGCUGAGGCAUUGAAGGAGUCGACGAGCAUAAGGCUGAAGCGCUCCUAUGACGAGGAGAACAGCUGCUGCAACCAGAAGAAGCGUAAGCUGGUCUUGGUCAUCGUGGUGGGCGUCCUCGUCAUCAUCCUCAUCAUCGUCCUGCUGGCCACAGGGGUCAUCCCCAUGGGCUCCUCCUCCUCCACGCCCCCCCCAAUGCCCAUCGCCCCCGAACCAUGAACAUGCACACCCUCACGUCUGUAGCGGCACCAGAGAGUUAUGCUUGUGGGAGGUAUGGGGGAGCUAGAUCGUUUAUAGCAGGUGCUAAUAAAAAAUGUUAACGCAACAACAAAUAAC